AUGAUCACGAGAUCGAAUCUAGCGGAGCAGUUGAGGGAGUACCAGAUUCGAUCCAAGCAUGAUUGGGCCUCCGUUUCCUUCUUCUCCUCCACUUCUAAUAAUUUCAGUCACUCGAGGGUUGAUGUUGUCAUAUUCGUCAUAUGGGAACUCGUUGUUCUAGCCUUCCUGGUCUUCUCGGCCGUAUCUUUAUACUUUAGGCACAUGCGACUCGCCUUCAUCUUAGUCUGCCUCACGUUAAUAUUGGUGCUGUGCAUGAAAGUAACGAAGCAAGUUAGGCUAGCAAGGAAGAAGAAACGAAGAAUGCUUCUGCCUCUAUCCAUGUAA
Molecule: messenger RNA, 324 nt
Organism: Linum trigynum
Lineage: Eukaryota; Viridiplantae; Streptophyta; Magnoliopsida; Malpighiales; Linaceae
Source: the annotation of a GenBank genome assembly